AUGAGCGUGUCGUUCAAAUUCUCCACUAUUUCCUCAGCAAUGUCGACAUUCCGUCAUCCGCAAUCCACUCCAUCUAGGAACCAAACUGACUUCACCAUGAAGGCACCGAAACCCCCUGACAGGCCGUUAGUUCCUUACAUGCGGUACAGCCGAAAGAUGUGGUCAAAGGUUCGUGCUGAAAAUCCAGAAGCACAGCUAUGGGACAUUGGGAAAAUUAUUGGACAGAUGUGGCGAGACAUUUCAGAUGCGGACAAAGCUGUGUAUCAACACGAAUAUGAAAUAGAAAAGGCCGAAUAUGAAAAAGCCUUCAAAGCGUAUCAAAAUUCCCAUGCUUAUCAGCAAUAUGUGAAUGCUAAGACUCGUGCGAAAGCGAAUGAGAAAUCAUCACGCAGUCGAAUGGAGGCCGGUGGCGUCGUGAUACAGCCGGUUGAUGAGGAGGAUGCCGGAAACGAACUUUCUUGCCGGCGUCUAGCUGCAGUACGCUUCGACCGAAAUCAUCGCCUCAUCGGAGAUUUGUUUUCGCCUGCCAUAGUUACUGACACAAGAACGGUGGUUGCUCAGAAUCGUAUGGAUAUGCUCCGAAAACAGGCACAGUCUUUAUCUGCUCAUCAAAAUAAACUUGAAGAGGAACUAGUCAAAUUGGAAGAAAUACACCAGGAUAAGAAGCGACAAAUCGAGAGAGGUAGUGAGGAAUUUGCAGAGAAUUUGAAAAGGGUUUGUGAAGAAAAACCACAAUUAGAUGAAGCAAAAUAUGCAGAAUUGCUGGAAGAAAUGAAAACAAAGUUGGCUGAAGCAUAUAAGGAAUAUAAGAAGAAACAAGAUGAGAUUAAUGCAAGAUUAGCUGCUGAACGUGAAAAAAUUGUGGAGGAGACUCCAGUACUAGCGGAACUUGUAAUGAGUGAAGAAAACGAUACGGACACAAUUUCAAAGCCGCCAGAGAAAGAGGAAGAGCAGCAGCCAGCUGAAGAAGUACAGGAACAAAAGAAGGAAGAAAGCGAGGCAGAAAGCGCUGAGAAGCCUGAGCCGGAGCACGGAAAGUGA
This is a messenger RNA of Necator americanus (New World hookworm), 1041 nucleotides long. RefSeq lists its product as uncharacterized. Bases 1 to 1041 code for a protein of 346 amino acids. Gene Ontology annotation, biological process: negative regulation of DNA-templated transcription. Gene Ontology annotation, cellular component: SWI/SNF complex. The transcript is spliced from 11 exons. Gene Ontology annotation, molecular function: nuclear receptor binding; nucleosomal DNA binding. Lineage: Eukaryota; Metazoa; Nematoda; Chromadorea; Rhabditida; Ancylostomatidae. The record is from RefSeq and is a predicted model, not a curated record.